AUGUUUCACUCCUUUUAUGGCAAGAAUUCUUCAUCUGGAUCUGAUAUUUCGAGGUUGUUCAACUUCAAUCCCACUUUGUAUAACCUUGGAGCUUCCAAUGAUGUUUUGGGAGAUGGGUUAACAUCAUCGCAUUCAUUGGUUUUUGAGAGUGAGAAGAGAGAGCAGGUGAAGUAUAGUGCAACUGCAGGGGUAGGAAAUAAUGAGAUUUCUGAGGACAAAGCUUUAGCUGCUUUGAAGAACCAUAGAGAAGCAGAGAGGAGGAGGAGGGACAGAAUAAACGAUCAUUUUGCAACACUACGUGGUCUUGUCCCCUCUUCUGAGAAGAUGGACAAGGCCACAUUACUGACUAAAGUGGUUAACCAAGUAAAAGAAUUGAGAAAGGAAGCAGUGGAAGCAAGCAAAGGUAUUCUAAUACCAAUGGAUGCUGAUGAAGUGAAAGUUGCACCAUAUGAUGAUGAUGUAGGAGAUGGAUCCAUUUCUUACAGAGCAACUAUCUGUUGUGAUUACAGAGCUGAGAUGUUGUCUGACAUAAGACAGACACUUAAUGCCCUUAAACUACAACUAGUAAGAGCAGAAAUAUCAACUUUAGGAGACAGGAUGAAGAAUGUGUUUGUCUUUACAUGUUGCAAAGGGAACAAUAUUGACACUGAGGCAUGCCAAGCUAUUGCAAGUACUGUUCAUGAGGCACUAAGUUCUGUACUGGAUAAGGCUUCUAGCUCACUUGAGUAUACAAUGAGAAUGUCACAUCCAAGCAAGCGGAGAAGACUAUGCUUUAUUGAAACAUCUUCUUCCUCAUGCAACCAUGGAUCCUGUUCUUGUUGA
Messenger RNA from Gastrolobium bilobum, 822 nucleotides. Its product is annotated as transcription factor bHLH106-like. The transcript is spliced from 2 exons. Gene Ontology annotation, molecular function: protein dimerization activity; DNA-binding transcription factor activity. The record is from RefSeq and is a predicted model, not a curated record. NCBI's taxonomy places the organism in Eukaryota, Viridiplantae, Streptophyta, Magnoliopsida, Fabales, Fabaceae. Gene Ontology annotation, biological process: regulation of DNA-templated transcription. Bases 1 to 822 code for a protein of 273 amino acids.